Syngnathoides biaculeatus (alligator pipefish) is the source of this 9915-nucleotide messenger RNA. RefSeq names its product ankyrin-3-like. The coding region runs from base 681 to 7142 and encodes 2153 amino acids. Gene Ontology annotation, biological process: protein localization to T-tubule; regulation of cardiac muscle contraction; signal transduction. Gene Ontology annotation, cellular component: T-tubule. The transcript has 50 exons. Lineage: Eukaryota; Metazoa; Chordata; Actinopteri; Syngnathiformes; Syngnathidae. The record is from RefSeq and is a predicted model, not a curated record. Gene Ontology annotation, molecular function: protein binding.
UCUCUGGAGCGCCUGCCCACCCACCAACUAUGACAUUAAGUGUGUGUGAGUGUGUGUUCCCCAACAAACAGCCCACUGAUGGAGCUGCCGCCAGGUCGCCGAUCAAGAACGGAUGACACUGAGCUAAAGCAACCGACCACACCCUCCGCAUCCAUGCCCCCCCACCCCCACCAUCUCCUUUGCUGCUUUCUCCUCAUUCCGAGCGUCUGCCUCCCCUUAAAUACACUAUUCGCUUCAUUGUUGGAGGAGUUUUCAAGGCGUGGUCUCCAGCCCACCUCCCUGGUCGUAAGCUGAUCUGGCGUGUUGGCAGAGAGUGGAAAGGAGUUGCUUUUCUGGAAGGACCCCCGCCACCUCCCCACCCUCCCCUACCUUGAACACACACUUGCCAGUCAGAGAUGUGGAAAGCCUCAUUCCGUGUCAAGGCUCCGAGAGAAGCGCAUGCGUCUACCCCACCCUUGCCAGAGAGCGCCGCUAAUUGCGAAGGCAGCCGAGUGGGAGUGGACCUUCGUGGAGAAAAGAGGAGGAGGAGGAGGAGAGCAUCAUCUCCUCUCAAUGACUGUGGCCAUGGAGCUCCACUGACGAUGAGCUUCCACAUGCUGGAUUAAAACGAGGCACGGCAGCCAAAAAAAAAAAAGAAGGGAGAAGAAGAAGAAGAAAAAGGAGGAGAAGUGACUCUCAACAUGAGUGAGGAGGCAAAGGAGAAGACCGCAGCGGGAGGAGGAGGAAAAGGGGCUCAUCGCAAAAAGAAAGGCAAAAAGUCUGACAGUAAUGCCAGUUACCUGAGAGCUGCCCGGGCUGGAAACCUUGAAAAGGUCCUUGACUACAUCAAGUCUGGGGUCGAGAUUAACAUUUGCAAUCAGAAUGGCUUGAACGCUCUCCAUCUAGCCUCCAAAGAGGGGCAUGUGGAGGUUGUGGCUGAGCUGCUGAAACUCGGCGCCGCUGUGGACGCAGCUACCAAGAAAGGAAACACUGCCCUGCACAUAGCGUCGCUGGCCGGCCAAACGGAAGUCGUCAAAGAGCUGGUCACCUACGGAGCCAAUGUCAACGCACAAUCUCAGAAUGGCUUCACUCCUCUGUAUAUGGCGGCCCAGGAGAAUCACCUGGAGGUGGUACGCUUCCUUCUGGAGAACAGCGCCAGCCAGAGUAUGGCCACUGAGGAUGGCUUCACCCCUCUGGCGGUGGCCCUCCAGCAGGGCCAUGACCAGGUGGUCUCCUUGCUUCUGGAGAACGACACCAAGGGCAAAGUGCGCCUGCCCGCCUUGCACAUCGCCGCCCGCAAAGACGACACCAAGGCCGCCGCCCUGCUUCUCCAGAAUGACCACAACGCGGACGUGGAGUCCAAGAGUGGCUUCACCCCACUUCACAUCGCAGCCCACUAUGGCAACAUUAAUGUGGCUACACUGCUUCUGAACCGAGGGGCCGCCGUGGACUUCAUGGCCAGGAAUGACAUCACGCCGCUCCACGUGGCCUCCAAAAGGGGCAACAGUAACAUGGUCAAGCUGCUACUGGACCGAGGCUCCAAAAUAGAUGCCAAGACCAAGGAUGGUCUGACUCCCCUUCACUGUGGGGCGAGGAGCGGCCACGCGCAGGUGGUAGAAAUCCUGCUGGACCGAGGGGCUCCAAUCCUCUCCAAGACCAAGAACGGCCUGUCGCCGCUUCACAUGGCCACUCAGGGAGACCACCUGAACUGCGUCCAGCUUCUGCUGCAGCACGACGUGCCGGUGGACGACGUCACCAACGACUACCUGACGGCGCUGCACGUGGCGGCCCACUGCGGCCAUUACAAGGUGGCCAAGCUCAUCGUGGACAAGAAGGCCAACCCCAACGCCAAGGCCCUGAAUGGUUUCACCCCGCUUCACAUCGCCUGCAAGAAGAACAGAGCGAAAGUGAUGGAGCUGCUGCUGAAGCACGGAGCGUCCAUCCAAGCUGUAACAGAGUCUGGCCUGACGCCAAUCCACGUUGCGGCCUUCAUGGGCCACGAGAACAUCGUCCACGCGCUCACGCAUCACGGAGCUUCGCCCAACACCACCAACGUGAGAGGCGAGACGGCACUCCACAUGGCGGCCAGGGCGGGCCAGGCCGACGUGGUUCGAUACCUGCUCAAGAACGGAGCCAAAGUGGAGACCAAGUCCAAGGACGACCAGACGGCGCUGCACAUCUCCAGUCGGCUGGGGAAGGUGGACAUCGUGCAGCAGCUGCUGCAGUGCGGCGCCUCGGCCAACGCGGCCACCACCUCAGGUUACACCCCGCUGCACCUGGCGGCCCGCGAAGGUCACCAGGAUGUCGCCACUAUGCUCCUGGAGAACGGAGCCUCGCUGUCCUCCUCGACUAAGAAAGGCUUCAGUCCGCUCCACGUGGCCGCAAAGUACGGCAAGAUGGAGGUGGCCAGUCUGCUCUUGCAGAAGAGAGCUGCGCCUGACGCUGCCGGCAAGAGCGGGCUCACUCCGCUGCAUGUUGCCGCUCACUACGAUAAUCAGAGAGUAGCACUGCUGCUGCUGGAUCAGGGAGCUUCCCCGCACGCCGCCGCCAAGAAUGGCUACACGCCGCUGCACAUCGCCGCCAAGAAGAACCAAAUGGACAUCGGGACCACGCUACUGGAGUACGGUGCCGACACCAACGCGGUGACGCGGCAGGGCAUCAGCCCCAUCCACCUGGCGGCUCAGGAGGGGAGCGUGGACCUGGUGUCGCUACUGCUGGCCAAGAGCGCCGCUGUUAACAUUUGCAACAAGAGCGGACUUACGCCGCUCCACCUCGCAGCUCAGGAGGACAAAGUCAACGUUGCAGAAGUCCUUCUCAACCACGGUGCUGAUGUCAACGCGCAAACAAAGUUGGACUACACGCCGCUGCAUGUGGCUUGUCACUAUGGCAACGCCAAGAUGGCAAACUUCCUGCUGCAGAAUCACGCCAAAGUCAACGGGAAGACCAAGAACGGUUACACUCCGAUGCACCAGGCAGCUCAGCAGGGCCACACGCACAUCAUCAACGUCCUCCUCCAGCACGGCGCCUCGGCCAAUGAACUGACAGCGAACGGGAACACGGCGCUAGCCAUCGCCCGUCGCCUUGGUUACAUCUCGGUGGUGGACACCCUGAGGCCCGUGACGGACGAAAACCUAAAUACUGUGAAUGCAGCUGAAAAACAUAAAAUCAAUGUCCCGGAAACCAUGAACGAGUUCCUGGACAUGUCGGACGACGAUGUUUGGGCCAAUGUGCCUGAAAGUCUCGAGCAGGAGUCGAUGUCAGACGACGACGAAGGCGAAGAUGCCAUGACUUGCGACACGGACAAGUACCUGCGGCCCCAGGACCUCAAAGAGCUGGGGGAUGACUCUCUCCCUCAGGAGGGCUACAUGGGCUUCAGCAUCGGAGCCCGCUCGGCCAGCCUCCGCUCCUUCAGUUCGGAUAGGUCCAACACCCUCAACCGGAGCUCCUUCGCCCGGGACAGCAUGAUGAUCGAGGAGAUCCUGGCCCCCACCAAGGACACGCACCUGGCCGUGACGCAGGAAUACAACUCGGAGUGCUUGCGGCGCUACAGCUGGACCCCGGACACCGUGGACCACGGCCACAACAUCGCGUCCAGCCCCAUCCACUCUGGGUUCCUUGUGAGCUUCAUGGUGGACGCCCGCGGCGGGUCCAUGAGGGGCAGCCGCCACAACGGCAUGCGCAUCAUCAUCCCGCCCAGGAAGUGCACGGCGCCCACGCGGAUCACCUGUCGCCUGGCCAAGAGGCAUAAACUGGCCUACCCGCCCCCUAUGGUGGAAGGGGAGGGCCUGGUCAGCAGACUGGUGGAGGUCGGCCCAGCCGGGGCGCAGUUUCUUGGUCCCGUGAUUGUCGAGAUUCCUCAUUUCGGCUCCAUGCGGGGAAAGGAGCGGGAACUGAUUGUGUUGAGGAGCGACAACGGCGACACAUGGCGAGAGCACCAGUUCGAUUCCACUCCAGAGGAACUCACGGAGCUGCUCACCGGGAUGGAUGAAGAAUUGGACAGCCCAGCCGAGUUGGAGAAGAAGCGCAUUUGCCGCAUCGUGAGCAGAGACUUCCCCCAGUAUUUCGCGGUGGUGUCGAGGAUCAAGCAGGAGUCCAACCACAUGGGUCCCGAUGGGGGCGUCUUGUCCAGCAGCACUGUCCACAUGGUGCAGGCGUCCUUCCCGCAGGGGGCGCUGACUAAGAAGAUCCGUGUCGGCCUGCAGGCUCAGCCUGUCCCUGACGAUAUGGUGAGGGCGGUUCUCGGGAACAGGGCCACCUUCAGCCCCAUCGUCACCGUGGAGCCCAGGAGGAGGAAGUUCCACAAGCCAAUCACAAUGACAAUCCCCGUCCCGCCUCGCCAGGCAGAAGGCCACCCCACCGGCCACCGGGGUGACGCGGCCCCUUGCCUGCGUUUGCUCUGCAGCAUCACAGGAGGAACGUCCCCCGCCCAGUGGGAAGACAUCACAGGCACCACGCCGCUUUCCUUUGUGACCGAUUGCGUCUCUUUUACCACAAACGUGUCGGCCAGGUUCUGGCUCGCAGACUGUCACCAGAUUCCUGAGACGGUGGGUCUGGCGUCUCAGUUAUACCGGGAGCUGAUCUGCGUGCCGUACCUGGCCAAGUUUGUGGUGUUCGCCAAGAUGAACGACCCGGUGGAGGCGCGCCUCCGCUGCUUCUGCAUGACGGACGACAAAGUGGACAAGACCCUCGAGCAGCAGGAGAACUUUGAGGAGGUGGCCCGCAGUAAAGACAUCGAGGUUCUGGAGGGCAAGCCCAUUUAUGUGGACUGCUACGGCAAUCUGUCGCCGUUAACCAAAAGUGGACAGCAGCUUGUUUUUAAUUUCUACUCUUUCAAGGAAAACAGACUUCCUUUCAACGUGAAGAUCAGAGACAUGGGCCAAGAGCCCUGUGGCCGCCUGUCAUUCCUGAAGGAACCAAAAACCUCUAAAGGUCUUCCCCAGAGUGCCAUAUGCAAUCUGAAUAUCACACUGCCGACACACAAGAAGGAUACGGAGUCUGAUCCUGAAGAUGAGAAUGAAAGGCCAGAACGACGCCAUACCUUUGCCUCCUUAGCUUUGCGUAAGCGCUACAGCUAUUUGACCGACCCUGCGGCGAGUCCCCAAAGUCCUUGUGAGCGGACAGAUUUGCGUAUGGCCAUUGUAGCAGAUCACCUGGGACUCAGCUGGACAGAGCUGGCUCGGGAAAUGAACUUCACGGUAGACGAAAUCAACCACAUUCGAUUGGAGAACCCCAACUCGUUGACAGCACAGAGCUUCAUGCUAUUAAAGAAGUGGGUCAGCCGGGAAGGGAAAAAUGCCACAACUGACGCCUUGACUGCAGUGCUGGCCAAAGUCAAUCGGAUGGAUAUUGUGACUCUGCUGGAGGGCCCAAUUUUCGACUAUGGUAACAUUUCCGGCACGAGAUGUUUUGCCGAUGAUCAUGCGGUUUUCCGGGAUCAAGCUGAUGAUUAUCAGAGCAUUCUAGCUGAGUUGCAUUCCCCCGCUGCACUGCACUCCGACCCACAUUUCCUGGUCCCCGAACUUCCCGUCACACCCAACCCUUCCCCUAUCCACCACCGGCAUUACCAUUAUCCACAACCCGACCCCCCUUGGCCGGUCGACUCCCACCCUCGGCCCGCGGCGUGGAGCCCAGAGAUAAAGCCUGGAAGCCCACACGAGAUUCCCGCUAAACCCUGUCAGCUUGCCCUGUCCCUUUCGGCUUUUGACCUCCCUGAUCCUCUCCCGUCCAAGGUGCAAAAGCCCCACAUCGCCCUGAACGACCAGCUGCUUUUGAGUGAGGAGGAGGAAAGGCCUUAUCGAGAAAUGGAGUGGAGCCGCAAGCCCAAGUCGCACGCUGCUCCUGCAAAGUGUGAGUUAGAUGUCAACAUGGCCUACUCAACAUCAUCCUCUUCAGUCUCAUCUGGAUCAUCAGUAACCCCUUCAACACCUGACAGAGCGCAAAUGGGAGAUGGAAAUGUAAUGCAUGUAGACAUGUAUAUUAGAGGAGACGUGCCAAAAGCGAAGGGUAAGGUUGAUGAGACGGUUGCGGUGGACGGAAAUGUAUUUGCGGAAAGCUGGGUAGAGCAGGACUUGAUGAAAAAUGUGGAAAGAAAAUGUGAGAUGGUGAUAAAAGACAGGUGUCAUUUCGAGGUGAAUACGAACAUUUUGACAGAACAAAAAGAAGAGCAGAUUGUUUUGGGAACUGGGUUUCUAGUUGAGUGUAUAGAUGAAACAGCCGAGGUACAGCAAGUAGAAGGAAAUAGUGAAGAAACGGUACGCCGUCGGAAGGGAACGGAAGUUGCUGGGAAAAUUCUGCAAGGUGAAGACAGAGGCAUUUGCCAGGCGAACGACUUGACCAUCCAGGAAUGGGCUGAGGCCCUUUGGUACCAUCAGCCCACCGAUUGUGGGUCUAAUGAGGAGGAGGAUGGAGGAGGAAAUAGUGAGAUCCCGGAAAAGGAUUUUAGUUCCCGACGUGAAAAGAUGAAGACUGAAGGCUCAGAGGAGAAGGAGGAGGACCUGGAGCUGACUAUCGAGGCCAGCGAUUUGGAGAUUCCCAAUCGAAUUGAACAGCCAGAAAAAGACAUGUGCUCGCUUUCAGGUUGGCAGAAUGACUCAUCCAGCGUAAAUGUGGAGCCACUGACGCGACCCCGCAGCUCGGAUCUGCUAGACAAGCGGGAAAGCCACGAGCAUUCAAGCGAUUCAGUUACUUCCUCAUCCAGAGGCGAAUCAGGGAGGUCCCGGCAGAACGGCGACAACUCAAGAACCUCAGCUCAGGGCGGCUCUUCCGGGUCGAUGAACGGCAGAAAGGAAGAGGGAACGCUGGUGUCUGAGAAAAAAUUCCAGCAGCGAGUUAGUGUAGAGUCCGGUUCCGAGGAAGAACAGACCGUAACCACGAGAAUCUUCAGACGCCGGUUCAUUCUAAAGGGCGAGGAAGCUAAAAACAUAUCAGGCGAGUCUGUGACCGAGGAGCACUAUUUGGACGAAGACGGUAACCUCGUCAGCCGAAAAGUUAUCAGGAAGGUAAUCCGCCGACUGUCUAGCUCCUCAACAGACAACCACAGAUGCCAAAGGGACCUUCCCAAAAAUUUGGUCCUGCAGGACGGCGGACCUGAGAAAGAAGGAGGGUCAAGGACCGGCAGCCGAAUGGACGAGAGGAGGCCCGGGGAUAAAAAGUUUCACUCGUAGGGAUGGACGGUUGUUCUCUCUCCCAGCCAUAUGGGGACAGGCUGAGGGCUGAGGUGUUCCACUUUGAGGACUUGAGUCCAGCCAGCGUCGGCUUCCAACAAAGGGGCUUCACAAGAUGAGAGGCGACAAAUCCCGGCCCCCUUUUCUUGACCCUACAAGGCAUGAGCAUGAACUAACUCCCCGUCAAUCAAAGGGCCAGAGAAAGCGAACGCUCGGACCACGAGACCCACCAGCGAGCAUUCCGCUUCCUGUUUUUUUUUUUUUUUUUUUUUUGGGCACAAAAACGGUCGACUCUCUCCACGGGCGUUUCGCUAGGACUUAAGGGGGAAGCCCCCUGGAGCGUCGGGGCCGCCACUUCGCUCACGUCCACACAACCUAGCUGCAACCGUUGACCAAAGACGGCGCAAUUCACUCCAGAGGAAAUAUGAAGAAAACGAUCGAAUGGAACACGUCACCCAACUUCAACAUGUGCAACAUGUUCAUGCCUUAUAGUUUUUCUUCUUGUACCCGCUUUUGUCAGGAUGUUAAUCGUUGAGGCACUUUUUUUUUCUCCCAUUUUUUUUUUUUUUAAACAAAAGUAAAUGAGAGUUUCUGUAUAUAGAGUUAGAAUGUGUACAAUUCUUGUAAUAUACAACUGAAAAGGGUGGGGUAGGGUCACAAUUGGGUUGUGGGUGAUCUUUUCAAGUGCUUUGGUAAUCCGCUGAAGCAGUUCCACUUUUCAAAGAUUUGCGUGUCACACAGGUUCUUGUAAAAAAGAAAAAAAAAAGAAAAAAAAAUACAUAUUAAAGCAGGUAUAAUGUUUGUACACUGGCUGGUAUAAUUUUAACUUGAGGACAUUUCCAGAAAAUCAGUGUUGGGCCAGUCCCAUAGUGGGAUCUAAUCCCGCAGCCUUUCGAGAGUAUUUUCCACGCAUGCUGUUCACAUUAUUUUAAGUACGAUUUCUACAAGUUUGCAAAAACACCAUAUGGGAAAAAAAAGGCCCUUUUAUCUGUGUAUAAACGUAUAGCCCUAAUGUUUGUCACUGUUUUUAUAUUUUAAAACUGUCAAAGAUAGCAUUGAAGUGUUUUUUUUUUUUGGUGGGGUGAGGAUGGGAAUAAUCUCGAAUGUAAGCACCAGUUGGACGGUUCGCUCGCUGUACAACACUGUAACCGUAUAUUAUCGGCUAUAAGGUAUAAGGGUCGCUGUACACUGUUUAGACCGUGUCUCACAAAUACUGUGUGGUUUCAAAUGGAAAAAAAAACAACCUGAAUUCCCCCCCCAUCACUUUUUUGGAUGACAUGUCCCUCGAUUUAAAAUCCACUCGAGAAAGAUUUUGCCUGUAGCUCUGAAUAGCGUCUUGAAAAAACACUGGAUGGUCAGCAGAGGCCAAAUAAAAGUAGGCAUCAAAUAGUGUUUGACUCUUGACACCGUGUGAUACUUAGGCAAAAGAGUCUGUAUAUGCAGUGUCGAUUUGAAUCAUUUCCAUUUUGUGUGUGUUGGUUUUUAUUAGACGGACCCAUAAAUCAAGUGUGUUCGGUAUCAGUACGCCGAUGCCAUUGCUGUGAACAUGAAAACGAUGUGGCGUUUUCUUUUUCUGCUGCGUGGCACACAUCCCCUUCCUCCUCUCAAGUCUAUCAGGGGCCCGACGUUCCUUUGUUACGCUUGGACUAUCGAUUUUUUUUUCCGUUUCAUCUGUGUUUUCACCCAGGUGGACUUUUUGAUGUACAAUUCUUACUAACAGAGUGAAGCCAUUGAAUAUGUAAUAAUAAUUCUAGCACUUUGGUUACCCGAGUCUUUUAGAGGCGAUAGCAGCAGCGAGGACACCACAAAUGUUUCAGAUGUCUUUAGAGAAAAUUUAAAAAAAAAAAAAAACAACACAAAAUCGACCGAGAAAAGACAAAAAUAAAAUUGCGUUGGUUUUGCAAUACAGUUUUUCUUGUGGUCUCUGGUGUAUGUGUGUCGUUGUGUGGCGAAAUAUUGAUAUUUCAUGAAUGGGAUUUUCAUGACAAGAAUUGCAGUGGGGGUGGGCAUCCCGAUGUACUUGGAUGCGUCGUGGGAGCAAAGAUAAAGUUUCCUCUGAGAUUUUGCAGUGACUUAAAUUGGGCUUUCUAAACUAAAGUCAAGUGGGCAGAAACUAAAUGUCUGUUGCUAGUCAUGAUGUAUAUUAAUCAGGAUCAUAACUUUUUUUUGCAUCAAUUAAAUGGUUUGGGCCUUGAUGGUCAACCAUUAUUUUAUUUACCACUUAGAGUGGAUUUUUCCAUUCCCAAACAUUGGACUUUUUAAAGAACUCUUUGAUGUCAGCUAAGGUAAGUUUUUGUUUGGUUUUUUUUUCCAGUUGUUACUAUGUAUUAGUUUAGCGUUUUUUUUUUUUAAUUAAAAACUUGUUCAACCUGUUAUAACCAGACCUCAAAACUCGUCCUCUUUUUCAAGACGGCUUUUUGAAGUGAAAAGCAUAAGCCUGUCUUUUUAAGAUGCAAACGAACUGCUGAAUUUAAAAUUUAAAGGUGAGGUGUCUUCAACCAACAGCAACAGUCUAGUUGCCUUACUUUUUCCCACUAGACCAGGUUGCUUUGAAUCAUUGGUUUCUCUAAAAUAAAUUUAUUUUAAAUUUAAUAACAGCAUUUUAUCAUUCGGUGGGUUAUCUUUACUAUUUAUUUUUAUAAUAAAGUGGGGCAAACUAUGCCAAAAAAUUGAUAAGUUUAAAAUACUUUUUUUAUCGUACUUCUGUUGUAGACGUGUUUAUUUCUAACGAUAUAUUUUAACAAUUUAUGAACAGAUGUUUUACUCUUGUUUU